AUGAGUUCCUUCUUUACAGUCAACAACAACGUUUCGCUCGUCAGCAUCACGAUUGCUCCCAGCACUUAUCUCAUCACUGUGGCUCUUCUUGUUGUCUUUGCUCUCAUAUACGUUCCUCGUCUUCUGGCCUUCCGAUUUCCUAAUCUGGGCAUUCCCUUACCAUCGCUGGCUUCCAUUCUACGGCCAAUACUUGGAGACCCAACAGAUAGCCGACACCACCAACUCAGAACCGACAAGGCUCUUCCAGGAACACCAUUUGGGGCAACUGGUCUUGUCUUUGAGGAUCAGCAACAACUUGUAAUCUCGGGACAGGAUAUUGUCCUUGCGCAGCGUCGCCAUUACCUUCAGCAACAAGAAUUGGCACAGCAGCAUCUUCUCCUCGAGAAGCAAAAGCAAAUUCAGCUUCAAGACAUAGCCACGACAAUGGAUCUCCUCGACAACCUAGACGUCUCACUACAGGACUUCGAUCUCCCACCAAGUCCCUCCCUGCCCCACCAACCAGCUCACUCAGUUCACCGCAGCGAAGCAGCUCUGACAGAAGGGGAUCUCGAGGAAUCGGAGAUCGCUUCCGGGGGAUAUUCGCCCCCAGCGUGGCGAAGGCUGGGAAACGGAGACCGGAGUAGUGGUUUUUGGAGAGGUCCCGAUGAGUUUAUGCGUCGAGGUAUGAGUACGCUAAGGGAGAGCUCACCUGAAUUUGGCGACGACAGUGAGGAUGAUGGGGUCCUUGAAAGAGCCAUUAGGACGAGGCUACCCAUGGGAAGUCAGAGUCCAUUCAAAGGCCGGAGUAUGAGUCCUGAGAAGUCGGACGACCCGACGCUUCAGUUUCAACUGCAGGAGAUGACAAGUCCGGGAAAGGAACUGGGCUUGCAUGAAUCACCAGCGGAUAACUAUAUACGGUUUGCUGUCCGCGCAGAAGUUCAGCAUCGCACCGAACCGAUUGAGGCAGCCAUCAAUUUUAUCCGUGAGCACUACAAGGCGCUCACGCGGACAUGGUCGACAAUAUUCACCACCGUUAUUGUUGCUUUCUUCUCCAUAUCUAUGUUCAAGUCUCUGUUACAGCCCGCUGCCCCACGUCCAGUCGGCGAUCUCGUCAAAGUCGCGGGCCUUGCUCGCUCCUUCGAGCCUCUCAUCUACUACUCCGAGCAUGCGGUCUCCCAGGUACAUGAUCUACAAGCCACUAGUGUUGCUGUCUGGGAUCUUGGCGAGAGCGUACGCACAAGCGAUAUGCGAGACGCUUCUAGAAUCGUGUCAGACUUGGACGCUCUCAGUGAAACCAUGAAAACAUUGGCCAUCGAGAUGACCAAGUUCUUUGCUAGAGUUGACGGAGAUAUUGAUGGCAUCUUAAACGUUAUGGACUGGGCGAAAAUGCAUCUCAACCGUCUCAACUCAUCCCCUUCACCAUCAACAAUUUCUUCAGCCUACGACAACAUUCACAACAUGCUCUCCCAAGCCCAUGUCCUUGAAGAUUCCACUGGUUCACCCACGGCUCUCGGCCGCUUGACCAACCAUAUUUUUGGCCUCUCGAAUCCACAGAGGGAGCAACGCAUGGUGCAACUCCUCUUUACCGAAUUCCUCACUGUCCUCGAGGAUUCUAUCCAGGCUGAGCUACAGCACAGCGUCACCUUGUUCGCCCUCUUCGAAGCCGUCGAUCACCACUUUCUAAACCUUGCUCGUAGCGUCGUCCGUGAAUCCUCUGCCCAGGAAGAGUUACAUGCCGAUACACUAUCCAGUCUCUGGACACGGCUACUUGGCACGCGGGCUGCCGAGUUACGGAAAUUUGAACAGAACCGUAUGUUACUUCGCGAUGUCCGGCAAAAGACGGUACGCAAUAAAGGCAUUCUCGUCGAGCACAACGGGAAGCUCUUGACUUUAAAGGCAUCCCUCGAGACCCUCCGCAGCAAACUUGUUUCUCCUCUUGUUCGUGGCGUCAACUCUACAACGCUCACCCUUGAGGAUCAGAUCCGUGGCUUGAGCGAUGUGAGUGGUUACCUCGGGGAUGUCAGGAAGCAGCAGAAGGGCAAAGUCAUGGAAACCUUGUUUGGUAGUGUUCCAAGCCAAAAGUAUACAAUUGACGACAAGGCCGAUACGGUUGUUAUAAACCCCUUGUGA
This is a messenger RNA of Fusarium sp. VM40, 2109 nucleotides long. Lineage: Eukaryota; Fungi; Ascomycota; Sordariomycetes; Hypocreales; Nectriaceae. The record is from the annotation of a GenBank genome assembly.